UAUAUUUCAUGUCUCUUGACCCGAGAUUUGCAUAUUGACUAGAAUGUGACCCCGUUUCAAUACCUGACCCCGCCUGCACUCCCUUGAUUUUCAUCAGCCACCAUGGAUAGUAGCGCCGCCCCAGAAAUGCUGAGGAAAGUGAGCUCCCAGCGCGUUCCUCCCCCAGCUCUGUUUCAAGGCCCGCCCUCUCAUAACGCAUCCAAUCUAUCAGUUCAACCACCUGUACCUAUGGUUGUCACUCCAGGAGGUCAAGCUCCUCCACGUCCGCUUUUAAACCGGAAUCGCUCUUCAAAACCUCUUGAUACCCAUGGGGCGCUCUCCCCGUUUCUGUCUCGCACACAGUCCAAAGGUGAAAUAGACGGCUCGGAUGCGCUAUGGGAGGAGAUGCAAAGUGCGUUAUCGGAUGUAGAAGUGAGCGCAGCGGCCCGCGGACAUGUUUUUGGAGAAAAACACUCGGAGGCGCUGGAGGAUUUGCGAAUGAAACAUUUGUGGCUAGCGCAGGCCUGGGCGCGUAGUGAAGCGGAAGAUGAAGUGGUUGAGUCCAAACCCCCGGCGGCGCAGAAGCCUCCCUUUGCGAAAAUGGAUUCGCGGACGACAGGCCCUGCGGGACAAACCCCGGGAGAAGCCGACAGUUCUUCUCGGAACCUAGAUGAGGAGACAGAGAAAGAUAUUCUACUCGCACGCGACCGGCGGGAAGCUAAUGAUCGAUAUUUCGAUCGAGUCAACAACGGGGUUUUGGACGUUGUAGCCAAGUUGGAGGAAAUUGCUCAAGCUAUGCGCACGAUGGAAACCGAGAGCAAAGAUAUCUGGAGCGACGAUGACAGCAUGAGCACUGCUACCCUGUCUACUGUUCACUCGGAAGGCGCUGAGACAUGACCAUGCUCUAUUUCAGCCGACCAGAUAUCCCUCUCCCCUGCUCUAGACCCAUCUCUGGAAUUAAAUUGACUGGUUGACUGGUAUCACCAGCAAAGAUGUCUAGGGCGAGAAAACAGUCUUUGAACUGCCCAAGUCCAUUAUUAUUGCUCCGAGAGUACGAGGCCCGAACGACUUGAAUAAAGAUAGAAGCUCUGAUCAAGCCGUUCUAUAACUCCGACAAAGUAUUUAAUUAAUUAAUCAAUAC
This is a messenger RNA of Aspergillus ochraceoroseus IBT 24754, 1120 nucleotides long. RefSeq lists its product as uncharacterized. NCBI's taxonomy places the organism in Eukaryota, Fungi, Ascomycota, Eurotiomycetes, Eurotiales, Aspergillaceae. Bases 103 to 876 code for a protein of 257 amino acids. The transcript has a single exon. The record is from RefSeq and is a predicted model, not a curated record.